This is a messenger RNA of Trichogramma pretiosum, 8358 nucleotides long. It is a transcript of the gene mbc, whose product is annotated as dedicator of cytokinesis protein 2. Gene Ontology annotation, cellular component: plasma membrane; cytoplasm. NCBI's taxonomy places the organism in Eukaryota, Metazoa, Arthropoda, Insecta, Hymenoptera, Trichogrammatidae. Gene Ontology annotation, biological process: cell migration; small GTPase-mediated signal transduction. The transcript has 19 exons. Gene Ontology annotation, molecular function: small GTPase binding; guanyl-nucleotide exchange factor activity. The record is from RefSeq and is a predicted model, not a curated record. Bases 1427 to 7432 code for a protein of 2001 amino acids.
AUUUCCGAUCAGCUUCUUUCGCUGCUUCCCCUGUAAUUCGUGGGGAAUCAGCAAAAAUCAUCGUAGAUGUAACGCAAUUCGUUGCCAGUAAGGGGCGACGAGUUCGUGAUCGAGAAAGCAGGUCUAGAUCGUCCGAUCUGUAAAUAGGGAAGCUCGAGCUCGAUUCUUCCUGACUCAGGAUCGAGAUAUUCGAUUUGUCGGGAGAGGCUCGAAUUUCAAGAGCGCAGUAGCAGUCGGGAUACAUCGCGGAGUGAUCCGUCCAUCGCAAGUCGCAGCGAGCAUCCGAGUCCGCAGAGAGCCGAGCCGAGAUCGUGGGACCCCCCGCUCUGUACUCCGUGUGCUGCCUCCGCACACCAACACACAUUACACACCGUCCUCCUCCUUCUCCGCAAACGGCAAAUGCUGAGCUCGGCAGCUCCGUUCAUAAGUAUACGCUAUAUAUGAGCCAAACUAAACGUAAUUAGGAAUUUGUCUUCCAUCGCCUCGACUUACAUACAUGUAUUGGAAGCCGUUGAGAGUGGCACUUGGGUAAGUGUAGCGGAUGACUGCACGUACGAUGUAUAUUAUUUACUGUCGACUCUUAGAGUGACGACUGAGUCUCGAGUCUCGUCGACCACCGCAGCCCGCAGGCUUACAGCAGUAUACGUCUGUGUAGUGUGUAGCGUGUAUAUAGCGACUAGCGCCAAUUCUCACUCCUAUAAACGAGUCAGCAGUCGUUCUUGUAUGCCGUACACGAGUGCUGUAGUGCUUAUUUGCUUUGGAAUUAGAAGAAGCUGGAUAACCAAAGCACAGCAGCAGAUGAGUGCCUUCCUAGUGUUUACAUGUGUUGAUAGUGUACACCUCGCUGCUGAUCCGCGAUCGCUACGGCUCAUACAAAAGCCGAUACUGCAUCAGUGCAGUAGUGAAUAAUCGUGGCGUGCGUAAUCGUUCGGUGACGACUCGACGACUCGAGUUUUAUCUCGGCAGUCGCGAUGUGUCUGUGUAUUCAAGAUUGUAGAUGUAAUUAAUUAUCGAAUCGAGGGAACUAUGCUCGCGGCUCUUAUCGUUGUCGUUGCUCUGCAGGGCCAAGCAUAACACGAGCAGAGCCAACCUGUUAUCGCGCUCGUUAUACCUGCACUGUGCAGCUGCAGCCGAUACACAUCAAAGCGCCAACUGCGCUUAGUUCGGGAUCCAGCGAGAUCGCCGAGUGAAAGAUCCUAUUUUGCAGUCUACAUAGGCCUUGCGUAUAAUACGCUUGUGUGUAUACGCUCGCACGUAUACGAUCGUGCGGCUGCUCGCUGCACUGGGCAGUCUGCACUUGUGAGCAACUGGUGUUGGUUCGCUAUACUCGCUGCAGUAGCAUUGGCAGGCUGCUGUUUUUCAUUUUACUGUGCAAACGAGCAUUUGACUGGCAUCUAUAUGCUCGUCGAGCGAUUCGAGCAUCACAAUGAUGACAAUGACAUGGAAGAAGCUCAAGGAGUAUCAGAUGGGCGUUGCCAUCUACAACUUCACUCAAGAAGGAGAAUUUCGAUUGCUCCUCAGCGUUGGCGACGCUGUCACAAUAAAACGAGAAUGCCAAGAAUGGUACUAUGGUUGCAAAAAACACGAAAAGAAAUAUGGAAUUUUCCCGAAAUCUUACGUCUGUAUUAUACAAAAAAAUCCAAGUUUAGAACCAUUUAUGAGCGAAAUUACAAACGUUCUCAGGGAAUGGGGAAUUUACUGGAAAAAUCUUUAUGUUCAACGCUCAGAGAAUUUUACUGUAAUGAGAGAGUUAAUCCUAGAAGUUGCAGAGUAUCGUGUCAAAAUUUUAAGUGGCACAUUAACAGUUGAUGAAUUGAAGGAUAUGAAACGAUUAGCCACAUCUAAAAUUGACAGUGGUAACCAAUUGCUAGGACUUGAUAUGGUCGUAAGAGAUGAACAUGGUAAUAUAUUAAAUCCAGAACAUACUAGCACGGUGCAAUUAUAUUACCAGCAUGAAAAUGCCACUGAGAGAAUUAGAAAAGCUGCUAUUGAAACCAAAAAGAAACCAACCAAACCACAAGCACCAGUUUACUCUUACAUAUUUUUUGUUAAUAUUAGAAAUUUUGUAUGUAAAAUGAUCGAAGAUGUUGAACUGCUACUUACCUUGUACGAUACUAAAGAAAACAGAGCUAUUACGGAAAAUUAUGUUUUUUCGUGGAGUAAACAAGGCCUCAUGACAGAUAUCGACCAACUACAUAAUCUCAAAGUUUUAUUCACGGAUCUUGGAAGUCGAGAUUUAUCUAGAGAAAAAGUUUAUUUAGUUUGUUACGCUGUUAGGGUUGGAAGCAUGGAAGUUAAAGAGAUUGAUCAAAGACGUUCCGGUUCAUUGCAAAAUCAAAAAAACAAAGGUCAAGAAAAUAUGAGAAGGCCUUUUGGAGUUGCUGCUAUGGAUGUAACUGUUUUUAUAAAUGGUAAAUUAGAAGGUGAUCCAGAAGUUGAACACUACAUACCCUUUUUGCAUUGUGAAAAAGAAAGUUUAGAUGCAACAUUGAAGCGGUUUUUUACUCAAAAAGAAGUUAGUUUACAAAAAAAUAGUAUUGGAAAUCAUGUUGGUGAAGGUUUGUGGUGCAGCUUAAAAUUGUUGAGAGGUGAUAUCAAACAGGUGAGAGAUGAGAACCCACAUUUAGUUCUUGGCAAUGUAUCAGUUGCACGCAAAAUGGGAUUUCCUGAAGUAAUAUUACCUGGAGAUGUUCGAAAUGAUUUAUACUUGACAUUAGUAAGUGGGGAAUUUAGUAGAGGUUCUAAAUCUACAGAUAAGAAUGUUGAAGUCACAGUAAAAGUAUGCAAUGAAGAAGGUGUUGCUAUUCCUGGAGUUAUUUCUCUUGGUGGUGGUGGGAAUAAAAUUAAUGAAUACCGUAGUGUCAUUUAUUAUCAUGAAGACAAACCAAAGUGGUAUGAAACAUUCAAAAUUGCUGUUCCAAUAGAAGAGUUCAAAUUAGCACAUUUGAAAUUUACUUUUAAACAUCGAAGCUCAAAUGAAGCUAAAGAUAAAUUAGAAAAACCAUUUGCUAUGAGUUACGUGAAACUCAUGCAAUCUAAUGGUACCACAUUACAAGAUAAAGAACAUGAAUUGCUAGUAUACAAGAUUGACAAUAAAAAAUACGAUGAAAAUGAUACCAAUUAUUUGAAACUUCCAUCUACCAAAGAUGAAAUGAAUGCAAUGAAUUUAGAAAAAAAGCCAAGUUUAGGUUUUAUUAGUUUAUCUUCAAAAGAUAACUUUUUGAUAAAUACAAAUGUUUGUUCGACCAAGUUAACACAAAAUGUUAAAUUAUUGGGAUUAUUGAACUGGUGUGGUUCCAAUACAGAUUUAAAAGAGUCACUUUUAGCAUUAAUGAAGGUAGAUGGUGAAGAAGUUGUAAAAUUUCUACAGGAUGUUUUAGAUGCUUUGUUCAAUAUAUUAAGAAUGUACACAGAUAGCAAUGACUACGAUGACAUCGUUUUCGAGUGCCUUUUAUACAUAAUUUCCUUAGUGUCUGAUCGAAAAUAUCAACACUUUCAGCCAGUUUUAGAUUUAUAUAUUUCUGAAAGUUUUUCUGCAACUUUAGCAUAUAAAAAGUUGAUAGCUGUUUUAAAAAAGCGAAUCGAUAAUGCGAGUGAAUGCAGUCCAGCUGACAAAGAUAUUCUUUUAAAAACGAUGAAAAAUUUACAAUACUGUAUGCGAUUUAUCGUUGAGUCUCGUUUGUUGUUUAUAGCAUUGCACGAAGACGACGAAGAAUUUUCGCAAAGUUUAACCGAUUUGUUAAGAUCGAUCGUUGAACUGAUGAAGUACAAAGCCGAUGCCGUCCUACUAGUACAAGGAGCUUGUCUUAAAUACUUGCCAUCUACGAUACCGUAUUUACUAAAGGUCUACAGCGGUAAGCAGUUGAGCAUGAUACUGAUCGAUUUGUUGGUCACCCUGCCAGUUGGCAGAUUGACCAAGCAAAAGAUGAUGACAGUCAAUGAUAUUGUGCAUAGUCAAUUAUUUUUGACUGUCGAGUGUCGGCAAAUUCUGCUACCGCGGAUCACAAUUCUUGUUCGAGAUUUAUUGGAAACCAAAGAGGAGGGACUGUCGGGCACACCUGGCAAGAGUGUGGCAAAGGUAGCCAGGCUGCUCGGUGAAAAUAAGCAUCGACUGAACCAGCAUCGUGGCUAUUCUGAAGAGGUUGAACUGUGCGUUAAAAUUUUGUCGGAUGUUUUGGAUCUAACGUUUCGCAAAGACAUCGGUUCUACCGUUUCUGACAUCAAGGAAAUCAUGUUGACGACCCUGAGGACCAUCAUUCAAACAUCGGUGAAUAUGGACAAAGAAAAUCCUUUAGUCGGAAAUCUGGUCUCGGUCAUGCUGUCUAUAUUUAGGCAAAUGAAUCAGCAGCACUACGAGAUAUACAUUCAGCACUUCGGCACGCAGUACGAUCUUUUGGACUUUUUGAUGGAAGUACUGAUGGUCUUUAAAGAUCUGGUGUCGCGAAAUGUUUUUCCAAGUGAUUGGUGUGAUAUGAUCAUGCUUCAGAACAGCGUGAUACUGAAAGCCAUGCGUUUUUUUGCCGCCACAAUUCGCGAAUUGUUCAACGCCGAAUUCGAGUACCAAGUGUGGUCAAACUUCUUUUACUGUGCCAUCGCGUUCCUCACUCAGCCGGCGUUGCAGCUGGAAACCUUUUCGCAGACCAAGUACAAACGCAUCAUCGAGCGUUACAAAGACAUGCGCUGCGACACGGCCAUGGAAAUUCAUAAAAUGUGGAUCAAUCUUGGAGGGCGAAAAAAGCUCUUUGUGCCCGAAUUAGUUGGUCCCAUUCUUGAAAUGGCUCUCAUACCCGACAAUGAACUGAGAAAAGAAGCUGCUAUUCCUAUAUUCUUCGACAUGAUGCAGACUGAAUUUUACAGUCCUAAAAACGACGAAGGAUUCAAUACAACCGGUCGGAAGAACAAAGUCAAAGCGAAUUUCAAUGACUUUGAAAAUGAAAUGAUCGCCAAACUCGACAUUUUGGUCGAAGGUGGCAAAGGUGACAAAGAUUUUCGUGAUAUUUGGUUGAAAGAAAUGACACCGUUGUGUGAAAAUCAUAGUAUAUUGCGUGAGCCAGGUUUGCGUUUCGUAAAUAUUGUAGCUAGAUUGUUGGACCAUUUGUUGCAAUAUCGUGAUAUUAUAAAUACCGAGUCUCAGGAGCAUCGCAUGCUGUGCACUGUUAAUCUUUUGGAAUUUUACUCUGAGAUCAACAGAAAUGAAAUGUAUAUAAGAUAUGUAAAUAAACUGUGUGAACUACAUCUGGAAUGUGAUAAUUUUACUGAAGCUGCUUACACGCUACAACUUCAUAGUCAACUUUUAACCUGGAGUGAUAAAAAUUUAUCGCCAUUGCUCAAGUCGAGCAGAUAUCCCAAGUGCCAAACGCAUCGCGAAUUAAAAGAGUGCCUUUAUAAUGAUAUUAUAGAUUAUUUUGAUAAGGGAAAAAUGUGGGAAUCUGCCGUGGGUGUUUGCAAAGAAUUAGCUGCACAGUAUGAAGAAGAAACGUAUGAAUAUUUGCAACUAUCGGCACUUUUACAACGAAUGUCAAAGUAUUACGAUUCGAUUGUAAAGCAACUCAGGCCAGAACCUGAAUAUUUUCGGGUUGCUUAUUAUGGACGGGGCCAUCCAGCCUUUUUACAAAACAAAGUUUUUGUAUAUAGAGGCAAAGAAUACGAAAGAUUAAGCGAUUUUUGUUCAAGAAUGCUUAAUCAGUUGCCAAACGCUGAACAAAUGAUGAAAUUGUCUCCUCCUAGUGAAAAAGUAAUGGAAUCUAAUGUCCAGUAUGUGCAAAUUUGCAAAGUUGAUCCUGUGAUGGACGAAAAGAAACACAGAUUAAGUGGCAAACCAGUUACUGCUGAACCUGUUUUAAGAUAUCAUCGUGUUAAUAAUGUUCAGAAGUUCCGCUUUUCACGACCAGUUCCAAGAAAAGAUAUCAUAGCAAUGAAUGGUGAAAAAGAAAAAGAACCAAGUAACGAAUUUGCCUCUUUAUGGUUAGAAAGAACUGUAUUGGCAAUCAGUCAUUCAUUGCCAGGUAUUCUCAGAUGGUUCCCAGUUACAUAUAGUGACACUUACUUAGUGAGCCCUCUUCGUAAUGCUAUUGAAACUAUGGAAGCUACCAAUGCAACUCUAAGAGAUUUAAUCAUCUCAUACAGAGCUGACACGAGUCUUCCUUUAAAUCCAUUAAGUAUGAAACUCAAUGGAGUAUUAGAUCCAGCUGUUAUGGGUGGAAUUGACAACUAUGAAAAAGCAUUUUUAAAUGCAGAAUAUCGUGACUCUCAUUUGGAAGAUGCUCAAGAUUUAGCUAAACUAGAAAAUUUAAUUGCUGAACAAAUUCCUUUAUUGGGCGUUGGAGUAAAAAUACAUAAAGCUAGAGCAUCCGUAGAUCUUGCGCCUUUCCAUCAACAUUUAGAACAGUGUUAUGCUGCAAUGCGUACCCAGGUUGAAGCUCGAUAUGGAAAAAGAACAUGCGACUUGCAAGCAGAAGUAAGCACUCCUUAUGUAACUAUGAGAAGAAAUGUAAUUAAAGGAGAAAAUAACAGACUCUCAGAGACUAGCAUAGGAAGCAAUGAUGUUGACAAAAGAACCAAAGUUGCUUCACCCGCAAGAUCACAAGUAGGCGCUCUCAAAUCUCUAGCAAGCUUUAAUUUCAACAAUUAUCCUAUCUCGGGAUUACCAAGUGUUGCAUUUACAAGAAAUAGUAGUUCAACUCGUUCUCAUAUAUUAUCGACGACAUCUUUGCACAAGGCCCUUGGAAAUUCCAAUACAGGAACGAACAAAAAGAAAGAUACCAAACGCCGUAGCAAUAGAAAAAGUGAAGCUUCAGUGACUCCUAAAGCAGAACAACCUACGAGUCAGUGGUACACAACACCGGAGCCAACAAUCCAGAGCCAAUCAUCACCUUUAAUUUCAGCUUCAACGCCAAGUCUUCCUUCAACCCCUGUUUUCGAACUGAGACAAGAAUUAACGCCUAAAAGACCUCUGCGAUCAGAGGCUGAAAAAGAGCGACGUCUUAGUAAUCGUUGGUCUGGCCAAUCACAAACGUAUUUGCGAUCGACAAGUAAUGGACUUGACACUCAGAGUCUUGGUAAAGGAAAUCGUGAUAGCAUUGGCACAACUGAUAGCACAGCUUCAGAAGAUGACCCACCACCACCAUUACCACUCAAAACUCGCGAAGUUGAUUAUUGCAAUUUACCUGAUGAUGCUUUGAGUUCAUGUUCGUUCAAUUAUUGUAGCACGAGUAGUUUAGCGAGUAUAACUCGUUCUGUUGUAUAUAGACCAAAAAGCAAAAUGCCCAUACCUACAGACAGUCUUGAUGGCCAAAACAUUAAACCACCUACACCUCCUCCAAAACCCAAGAGAAACAAUCUACCUAAAGCUGCUGUUACUGUUACUGCAACACCUGCAUUUGCUUCUCCAAGUGACUCUGAGAGCUCAAAUCAGGACUCUUUAGCAGCGUGACAAUUUUCGCAGCCAUACUUUGUAAAAAUAUUGCUUAUUUUUUAAUUCUAGAGUAGGCUUUUUAUAAUAGAUUUGAUAUAAUUUAUCACAAGAACAUAAACAUGUAUUCAUAUAUUUUUUGUACGAAUGAUUUAUAUUAUGCGUUGCAGAAGUCUUAUUGGCAAAUUUAAAUUUUUAUGACUUAAUUUUUAUAUUAAUAAAGAUAUUUGCCAAAUCGUUAUUAAUGAACCAUGACCAUUAGAUUUUGACAAGUUUUAGAAGAGAAUUUUAGAGUUUAUUAGAAUUAAAGUGGAAGUUUUUCACGAUUUUAUUCAUUAUGACAAGCCAGAUAAAAUUGUUCUCAACAUUGUUAUAUUUUAUAUUGCAGGAAAUGCAAUUAGUAAAAUUAGCCAAUUGUGUCGUUUAUAAAAUGUGAGUUUUUACAAAAAAUGUGCAAUAACUACGAUUAUAUUUGCUUAAGAUUUUAUGUUUAGAAUAAUUGUAAGAUUGAAAAUACCAUUUUCUAAUUCGUUAGUACGUAAUCAUUAAACACUAUUAACUUUCAUUUGUCAUACCAAAGAAAUUACUAUUGUUUAUUUUUGUUCCUUGAUUGUUCAAGGUAAUAAACACAAAUUUUUAUUACAAUGAAAGCAUAUUACCGAGGUUCUAUUAACGUACGUAUUAAUCAACGCCAUUUCAGAAUGUAAUUAAAAUUAACAUAGUUCCCCUAGUCUUAGUUUCAUAUCAUAUUUUCAAAACACUCAUGUGAAAUUUAUGACAAAAUUUUAAAUUAUAGUGCCAUUUACCGAGGCAGAAAGCUUUUGUAGUUAGAUUUUGUAUAGGGACCAAAAGGCUAUGAUAAUUUUAAGAAAAUUUUUUAGAGUUUUCUCACUUAUUGUUAAUCGUAUCAAUUUAUGUAUAAUAUAGAUUUAUUAUUUCAAAGCACA